AUUGUGGAAGAUGGAGUUGACCAAUGGGACUGGAGUCCAGGAAUUCAUUUUGCUGGGAUUUGGAAUGGAUCAGGAGAAACAAUUCCUGCUCUUUGCUUUCUUGAUUGUCCUUUAUGUGCUCACUUUGGUGGAAAAUAGCACCAUCAUCACUGUGGUCCAUAUAGAUGGUCAGUUGAGCCAACUCCCCAUGUACAUCUUGCUGAGCAAUUUUUCUUGGCUGGAGAUCUGCUAUGUGACCACCAGUAUUCCCCGCUUGCUUUUCGAUUUGGCAACCCAAAACCAUGUCAUCUCCUUCCAUGCCUGCUUCUUCCAAUUUUAUAUUUUCUUCUCACUUGGCAACACUGAAUUUUCCUUCCUCUCAGCCCUGGCCUUAGAUCGCUAUUUAGCCAUCUGCCAUCCCUUGCGUUAUCCCAAUAUUGUGUCCUCAAAUUUCUGCUAUAGAUUGAUAGCUGGAUGUUGGUUGGUUGGCUUUCUAGGAUUCCUUCUCCCAGUUGUUUUGAUCUCCAAACUGUCCUUUUGUGGAGACAACAGCAUUGACCACUUUGUCUGUGAUCCUGUGCCAAUUCUUUCCUUAGCUUGUGCUCCUCUUAGGAAGGCUCCACUAGUCAUGCAAAUUAGCAUGCAAAUUCUGUUUUUGGUCAAUGUCUUCUUUGUGAUAUUCUCCUACGGUAAUGUGAUCUACACUUUGAUGAAAUCCUUCAGCAAAAGUCGAUGUAGGAAGGGCUUCUCUACCAUCUCUAUGCAUCUCUUGGUGGUAGCACUGUUUUACAGUACUGUAGGAGCAAUGUAUGUAAUUCCACAUGGUGAAAGCCACCCAAACAUUAGGAAGGCAAUUACAGUCUUCUAUACUGCUGUCACACCAUUUGUCAAUCCCUUGAUUUACUGCCUGAGGAAUGACAAGGUGAAAGAGGCACUGGGCAAGUUGCUCAGAAGAAUGAUAAGAUUUCUGCUGAAAAAGAUCACAGUGGAAAUCCAGUAAACUCGACUGAAAAAAAAAUCCAAAUUCUUCUUAAUUCAUUUAGGAACAAGAAAGAGUCUGACUGGUCUGAAAGUAUAAAAGGUCUAAGACUCAUGAACUCUCUGACAUGUGAUACACAGAAGAAAAUGCAUAUUCUCCUGAUUGUCUCAUUGGUUCAAAAUAUGUGACUUUCCUAAUCGUGUCUGUGGAGAUUCUCAAUCAUCCAGGUCAUGAUUGUCUCAAAGGCGCUUUUUUUUCAAGAGGUAACUGGACCUUCUUUGUUUUUCCUUGAAGACAUUUCGCUUCUCAUCCAAGAAGCUUUUUCAGUUCUCUCCUAAUAGAUGGUGUUAUGGCUGGAUCAGAAACACCUUAAUCAAUUCUGGAUGGCAAUACUUAUCAUACCUUAAAUAACUUAAGUAUUUCACCAAGAUGACUGAACUCAAGAAAAAUAUAUAUAAUACAUAUAAAAUGUUUUAAAUUAGAGUUAAGGGAUUAGGUGACUAGAUUUAUU
Messenger RNA from Crotalus tigris (Tiger rattlesnake), 1469 nucleotides. Its product is annotated as olfactory receptor 11G2-like. The coding region runs from base 11 to 979 and encodes 322 amino acids. Lineage: Eukaryota; Metazoa; Chordata; Lepidosauria; Squamata; Viperidae. The transcript is spliced from 2 exons. Gene Ontology annotation, biological process: G protein-coupled receptor signaling pathway. Gene Ontology annotation, molecular function: olfactory receptor activity; G protein-coupled receptor activity. The record is from RefSeq and is a predicted model, not a curated record. Gene Ontology annotation, cellular component: membrane.